CGCUACAUUAACAUAUAAACUCACUUCACAAUUCACAUGCUUUGUUCUUGUUUCCAUUAGUAGUAGAAAUAAACUACUAGUAGCUUCUUCACUUCACUUCACCAUUCCUCACUUUCCUCGGAAUCCACAAAACAAAACAUUCACACACACAAAAAAAACUCCCGCAAAUGUUGGACGAAGAUACCAACACCAACACCACCUCCUGGGCGCCGCGCGUGUGCGACACCUGCCGCUCUGCCCCAUGUGCGGUCUUCUGCCGCGCUGACUCCGCGUACCUCUGCGCGUCAUGCGACGCGCGCGUGCACGCGGCCAACACCUUGGCCUCGCGCCACGAGCGCGUGUGGGUAUGCGAGGCCUGCGAACGCGCCCCGGCAGCGUUCCUUUGUAAGGCGGAUGCAGCGUCGCUCUGUUCUUCCUGCGACGCUGACAUCCACUCGGCUAACCCUCUGGCGAGUCGUCACCAGAGGGUGCCAAUUGGACCCAUGUACGGCCCACUAUCCGUCCCAGUAAAUGGGACGAAUAGUGAGUUCGUUGGGAUGGUUGAAGAUGAAGAAGACGAAGAUGAUGACGAAGAAGAAGCUGCUUCUUGGUUGUUGUUGAACAACACGAACACCACGGCCGCCGUCACGGCCGGCACCAACAACAACCAUAAUAACAGUAACACCAGCAACAACAAUAACCAGAAUCAUCAUCAUCACCAACAACAGAGUAAUAAUAAUGGUUUCUUGUUUGGCGGUGAGGUUGACGAAUAUUUGGACCUUGUGGAUUGUAAUUCUUGUGGUGAUGAUGAUAACAAUAAUCAUCAUCACAGCAACAAUAACAAUAACCACUUUGCGGUUGAUGGUGUUGAUCAUCGUUAUGGUUAUCAGCAGCAGUAUGGUGGAGGUGGCGGUGGUCAGAAGAGCUAUGGUGGUGGUGGCGGCGGAGAUAGUGUGGUGCCGGUUCAGCAUUUUCAACUUGGUUUGGAGUUUGAGCCUUCCAAAGCUGGCUACAAUUACAAUGCUUCUAUUAGUCAAAGUGUAUCAGUUUCAUCAAUGGAAGUUGGAGUAGUGCCAGAAUCAUCAAUCAGCAAUGGAUCAAUUUGCCAUUCAAGACCACCAAAGGGAACAAUUGACCUAUUUUCAGGACCUACUCCAAUGCAGAUGAGUUCACAUCUCACUCCAAUGGACAGAGAAGCCAGAGUCCUAAGGUAUAGAGAGAAGAAGAAGACAAGAAAAUUCGAGAAGACCAUAAGGUAUGCAUCAAGAAAGGCCUAUGCAGAGACUCGGCCGCGAAUCAAAGGCCGAUUCGCCAAGAGAACAGAUGUUGAAGCUGAAGUUGAUCAGAUGUUCUCCACAUCAUUGAUUACAGAAGUUGGUUAUGGCAUUGUUCCUUCAUUCUGAAGAAAGCCAGAGCAGAAGCCAGAGAAGCAAGUGGUGAAGAUGUUUCAUAUUUAUGUUGCUAUGUUACUAAGUUUUCUAGACUGGUAUUAUUUUUUAUAUGAUCUUCUUCUAAUCUUCUAUAUACAUAUGCUUUUAUUUUUCUUGAUUUUAUUGCAUUUGAAUGAUGACUCUGCUGUUAUUAUUUGUAAAUAUAGUUCCUAAUAUUAAGUUUAUUACAUUUUGUAUCAAGAUGUAAUUUCUGUAUUCUAUUCAUGGCUUUGUGUUGU
Arachis stenosperma is the source of this 1648-nucleotide messenger RNA. Its product is annotated as zinc finger protein CONSTANS-LIKE 2-like. Gene Ontology annotation, cellular component: nucleus. Gene Ontology annotation, molecular function: protein binding; zinc ion binding. Lineage: Eukaryota; Viridiplantae; Streptophyta; Magnoliopsida; Fabales; Fabaceae. Gene Ontology annotation, biological process: regulation of flower development. The record is from RefSeq and is a predicted model, not a curated record. The transcript is spliced from 2 exons. Bases 168 to 1382 code for a protein of 404 amino acids.